Archocentrus centrarchus (flier cichlid) is the source of this 6224-nucleotide messenger RNA. Its product is annotated as calcium-activated potassium channel subunit alpha-1-like. Gene Ontology annotation, cellular component: postsynaptic membrane. Gene Ontology annotation, molecular function: large conductance calcium-activated potassium channel activity. The record is from RefSeq and is a predicted model, not a curated record. NCBI's taxonomy places the organism in Eukaryota, Metazoa, Chordata, Actinopteri, Cichliformes, Cichlidae. Gene Ontology annotation, biological process: potassium ion transmembrane transport. Bases 671 to 4039 code for a protein of 1122 amino acids. The transcript has 28 exons.
GCUACCUGUAAAUCUGCGAUGCCAUCUUCCAACAAAUGGAUGUGACAGACGGAGCCGGAGAGCGAGAAUUACAUACAAGAAAGCGUCUUUUUCCCCAAAAACGAUAUAUCCGUAAAACAUACGACAAUUCGAGGCCUUCAGUGUGAGGAGCGCAUUCAACAGUGCGCGGUGCUGAUCUCAAGUAGCGGACCUGCUGAAGGCUGCGCUGUAAAACAAGGUGGAGGAGUGAGUGAAUCGACGGGCGACGACAGCACGCCUCUUCUGUGUAAUAAUAACGCCGCUGAUGUUUUAUCUAUCUGGGACUGUGAGGGGGAGACCGUGAGUUUUGAGGAGUUUGCACAAGAAAUGUGAUUUUUACGCACAGAUCUGACGGAUGACGCGCAAUUCCAGCCACGACCGCGCAUCGUGAGGCGCACGACGGAAAUCUUAAUUUCAACAAGAAGUUUGUUUUUUAAAUUUUUUUUUAUUGCGAGUGUGGCUCUUGUGGACUUAACUUUUACAUCCUCGCCUAGAGUGAAGCCAGAUGCGAUGGAAGAGAAGCGGAAGGUGGUUGGCUGAACAUGCCUGAGCCGUUGUGGCAUCAGGGGGCGCUGGCUGGAGCUCCCCAAAGGCCCUGAAUCCCAGUUGAGUUUGUUUGUUUUAGGGGCUGGGAGGUGACGAGAAGUCGAUAAUGCCGAAAAACAGGGAGAAACUGAACCUGGACCCAUCCAUUCACAUAUCCAAGAUGAAUGUAAUCAUCCCGUUCUCACCAGAUGUUCCCUGUGACAACAACGGCCAGCGGAUGUGGUGGGCUUUCCUCGCCUCCUCCAUGGUCACUUUCUUUGGGGGUCUUUUCAUAAUCCUGCUGUGGAGAACUCUCAAAUACCUGUGGACCGUAUGCUGCCACUGUAACGCCAAAAAGAAGGAGGUCCAUCGGAUCACCACAGGUGAUGGUAUUAAGCGCGCAGACAAGGAUGAUGCGGCAGCCAGCGAGGUCGGCUGGAUGACCUCGGUCAAAGAUUGGGCCGGAGUCAUGAUAUCUGCACAGACGCUGACAGGAAGAGUCCUGGUGGUUCUCGUGUUUGCACUCAGCAUCGGAGCCCUUGUAAUAUACUUCAUAGACUCCUCUGAUCCUAUCGAGUCCUGUCAGUACUUCUACAAAGACUUCACGUUGCAGAUUGACAUGGCAUUCAACGUGUUCUUCUUGCUGUAUUUCGGCCUCCGUUUUAUUGCUGCCAAUGACAAGCUGUGGUUCUGGCUGGAGGUGAACUCUGUGGUGGACUUCUUCACUGUUCCUCCAGUGUUUGUAUCAGUGUACCUGAACAGAAGCUGGCUUGGUUUGAGGUUUUUAAGGGCCUUAAGAUUGAUACAGUUCUCAGAAAUUUUACAGUUUUUGAAUAUACUAAAGACGAGCAACUCGAUUAAGCUGGUGAACCUGUGUUCAAUCUUCAUAAGCACAUGGCUAACCGCAGCAGGUUUCAUACAUUUGGUGGAAAACUCAGGGGAUCCUUGGGAAAACUUCCAAAAUUCCCAGACACUUUCCUACUGGGAAUGUGUCUACUUGCUCAUGGUUACAAUGUCCACUGUUGGCUAUGGAGACGUAUAUGCAAAAACCACCCUGGGCCGCCUGUUCAUGGUCUUCUUCAUCCUUGGUGGUUUGGCCAUGUUUGCUCGCUACGUGCCAGAAAUUGCUGCUCUCAUCCUUAAUCGGAAGAAAUAUGGAGGGAGUUAUAACUCGACCAGAGGCAGAAAGCACAUCGUGGUCUGUGGUCAUAUAACACUUGAAAGUGUAUCCAACUUUCUAAAAGACUUCCUACACAAGGACAGGGAUGAUGUCAAUGUAGAAAUUGUUUUUCUCCAUAAUAUUUCCCCUAAUCUUGAGCUGGAAGCCUUGUUCAAACGCCACUUCACCCAGGUAGAGUUUUACCAAGGAUCUGUCCUAAACCCACACGACCUGGCCAGAGUCAAGAUUGAAUCAGCUGAUGCUUGCUUGAUCUUAGCCAACAAAUACUGCGCUGACCCCGAUGCUGAGGAUGCAUCCAACAUCAUGAGGGUGAUAUCUAUCAAGAACUACCAUCCAAAGAUCCGAAUAAUUACUCAGAUGUUGCAGUACCACAACAAGGCCCACCUUCUGAACAUCCCGAGCUGGAACUGGAAGGAAGGAGAUGACGCCAUUUGCCUUGCAGAGCUCAAGCUUGGGUUCAUCGCCCAGAGCUGCCUGGCUCAGGGCCUCUCCACCAUGCUGGCCAACCUUUUCUCCAUGAGGUCCUUCAUCAAGAUUGAGGAGGACACAUGGCAGAAGUAUUACCUUGAAGGAGUGGCCAAUGAAAUGUACACGGAGUAUCUGUCGAGUGCCUUUGUGGGUUUGUCCUUCCCAGCAAUUUGCGAGCUCUGCUAUGUGAAGCUAAAGCUGCUGCUGAUAGCUAUAGAGUACAAGUCUGAUCAAGGGGAAAGCAGCACCCUGAUAAACCCUGGAAACCACGUGAAAAUGCAGGAGGGGACCUUGGGCUUCUUUAUUGCCAGUGAUGCCAAAGAAGUAAAGAGGGCGCUGUUUUAUUGUAAGGCCUGCCACGAUGACAUAACUGAUCCCAAAAGGAUAAAGAAAUGUGGAUGCAAGAAAUUUCAAGAGGACCAACAGUCAGCGCUAUCGCCCAAAAAAAAGCAACGUAAUGGAGGCAUGAGGAAUUCUCCAAAUUCCUCACCUAAGAUAAUGAGACAUGACCCACUCCUCAUCCCGGGAAAUGAGCAGAUUGAGAGCAUGGAUGAGAACGUAAAGAAAUACGACUCCACAGGGAUGUUUCACUGGUGCCCGUCCAAAGACAUUGAGAAGGUCAUCUUGACAAGGAGUGAGGCAGCCAUGACUGUUCUGAGCGGUCAUGUGGUUGUGUGCAUAUUUGGAGAUGUGAAAUCAGCGUUGAUCGGUCUCAGAAACUUUGUGAUGCCUCUGAGAGCAAGCAACUUUCACUACCAUGAGCUGAAGCACAUUGUGUUUGUCGGCUCCCUCGAGUAUCUGAAGCGGGAAUGGGAAACUCUUCAUAAUUUCCCAAAAGUCUCCAUUCUGCCUGGCACACCAUUGAGUAGGGCAGAUCUGAGGGCUGUCAACAUCAACCUCUGCGACAUGUGUGUCAUUCUGUCAGCCAAUCAGAACAAUAUUGACGAUGCUUCACUGCAGGACAAAGAAUGCAUCUUGGCGUCACUCAACAUCAAAUCUAUGCAGUUUGAUGACAGCAUUGGGGUCUUGCAGGCUAAUUCUCAAGGCUUCACGCCACCAGGAAUGGAUCGAUCAUCUCCUGAGAACAGUCCAGUCCAUGGAUUAGUGAGGCAGACCUCUGUCACAACUGGAGCAAAUAUUCCCAUCAUAACAGAACUAGUGAACGACUCAAAUGUUCAGUUCCUGGACCAAGAUGAUGACGACGACCCAGACACAGAGUUGUACCUCACUCAGCCUUUUGCCUGUGGGACAGCAUUCGCAGUCAGUGUGCUGGAUUCCUUAAUGAGUGCGACAUACUUCAAUGAUAAUAUCCUCACCUUGAUCCGGACGCUGGUAACAGGCGGGGCGACACCGGAGCUGGAGGGGCUGCUGGCAGAGGAGAAUGCAUUACGGGGCGGCUACAGCACACCACAGACCCUGGCAAACAGGGACAGGUGUCGCGUGGCACAGCUGGCCUUGUACGACGGGCCCUUUGCCGACCUCGGGGAUGGUGGUUGUUAUGGUGACCUGUUUUGUAAAGCCCUGAAAACAUAUAACAUGUUGUGUUUUGGCAUCUAUCGGUUACGAGACGCACAUCUAAACACACAAAGCCAGUGUACCAAACGAUAUGUCAUAACCAAUCCACCGUAUGCAUUUGAGCUGGUGCCCUCAGACCUGAUAUUUUGCCUGAUGCAGUUUGACCACAACGCCGGCCAGUCUCGAACCAGCCUCUCCCACUCCUCUCAUUCGUCCCAUUCUUCAAGCAAAAAGAGCUCCUCUGUCCACUCUAUCCCCGCCACCAACCGCACCAACCGAGCCAAAAGCAGGGACUCGCGAGACAAACAAAAAAAAGACAUGGUUUACAGAUGAGCAAGAGAAUACCCACCAGAGGACCAUACAGAUCAAGCCUGUGAAUACUCUCAUCGUCAAUCACGUCAGUCGAUAUACUGCAUAUCCACAAGCAGCUUGAUUCCACCCAUCAGAGAAGCAGAGCACGAGUGCUGAGUUCUGGACCCGUGCUGAUCACUGGACUCCUAGAAGACUCAUCGUGUUGGUGUCUGUCUGGGAUUUGAGAUAUCUCAUCAUCUGCAAACACAAAUCAUCAUUUUUUUUUCAUCAUAUAAGGCGAACACACAUACACUGCUUUCUUCAUUCACCUCUGCAGAAAGUUUAAUUUAUGUAAUCUACAUUAAAGACAAUCAUAGUCAAACAUCACAGUCAUUCAGCUGUUAGUUUGCACAGCUAACCUUUAGCAGUGGCCAGACUCCAUGACUUUUUGUUUUAUUUUGGGGAAUGAUGGUCAUAUCAAGAAGAAAAGCAAUGUAAAAAAAUAACUACUACUAAUACUGCUAAAAAGGGUGUUUAUUAGGAUUACUGGAUCAAGUUUUACAAUUGUAAAAGUUGCCUUCUUAGCUGUGUAUGAACAACAACUACUACUUCUGCAUUUACUUUAACCAAUGUUGCAGAGUUAGUCUGUACAGAAUGUUAAAAUGUGUAUUUUACACCCAGCUGCAACCCCACCACAAUGGCAUUGUUAGUGACUGACUCUCAGUCAUUCCUUUGCCAUUUGGAGCUAAUUCACAACAUUUGUGACGGUUAUGAUGGCCAGUGUCCAUAUGUAAAUGGCAUUUGGGUCCAGCCUUAUCUGAAUCCAUUAUUGUUUGUCUUAUUUUUGCCUUUUUUUUUCUUUUUUUUUUUUUUUUAAGUUGUUAUAAAUGUUGUCAUGUUGCUAUUUCGAGUUGUCCAAAACCCCAGAAGUGUUAACAAGUAUCUGCAUCUGCAAAAUUUCUCCAAGGAUAUUAGGAUGUUUCUUUUCCCUUUUCUUUUUGUUUUCAAUAGCCAAAUAUGAUAGAGCUGUUUUGUUGGCGACAUUAUAAAACAACCAAAAAUCUUAAAGUUUCCAAUAUAAUUUCAGAUCUGUUCAUUUACUUACAACACUAUAGACACCUAAGCCAAAUGCUAUGACCAUAUCUGAUAUAUCUGUAGGUGAGUUGAGCAUAAAAGCCACAUAUCGCAUAAAGUGGGCAUCUUUUAAGUCCUCCUUUGGCUGUAAGCACUGCCUGACACAGGAUUGUCUUGGAGGCCAUUAAGUAACUUGUAUGUUCUCCAUGACCAAUCUUAAUGCCAUAAAUCAGACAUUUUUUUUGUUUGUUUGUUUUUUAUGCAUGAAGAACAGCUCUAUCAUAAAAGAUUUUGGCUAUUUGCUUUUUUGGAUUACUUUCUGCUGGUUAACCACCUCAAUGACUGAUUAUAUAUCUUAUAUAUCCAUUUACGUCUAAUAAAGCAGCAAUCAUUUGUUUCUGCUUGGAAGCACAGAAUGCAGAGUGUGGCGUUAUUAAUCACGUCUUAUUUAAAUAAUGAAUCACAGCUAUACUGGCACUGUUGUCACUUUACUUUAGGAUCAAUGAGGGGGAAGGAAAGGUAUAUAUAUAUAUAUAUAUAUAUAUAUUAAAAAGAACAGAAAAGCACACAUUACUCUAUGAAUUUCUCAAUCCAUAUAUGACACAUGACAGUCCAGUCUAGGAUUCAUGUUGGAUGUAAAAUGAGAGAGGUUGUGACAUUUUUACUGGCACGGAGGAAACCCAAGCUGUCCAUCCCUCAGUGCCAGUAAUGUGCCAGGCAGUGCUGAAGCCAAUGGAGGACUCUAGGAAGACCCACUGCUGCGAAAAGAGGCUUCUAGUUUAGCUUUCUAAACUGUUACUGUUGUAAACAAUCUGAAAAGUCUUAAAACUUUUUUUUUUUGUAAAUGCAUCGAUCAUCAAGAGCACAGCGUGAAAGCAGUUCAGUUAUAUGUAAAUCUGUAAAGCUUAAUGUGAAGUAUAUUUUUUUCUAGUGUGUUUUUCUUGUUUGACAGUACCUGUGGGGUUGAGAGACAUUCAGCAUUGCAGUCUAGUCUGUAUUAUUUUGUGCAUUUCUUUUUAGCACAUUGACAAUGCCAGUGCUAAGUUGAUAUUUCUGACUAUGUCAUAAUACACAAUAAUAAAUACUUGUCUUGUACAAAUAGGCUUGUAUAUAAAUUGUACAUGAUUUCAUUUUGUAUUUUCACAAAUUAAAA